This is a messenger RNA of Nycticebus coucang (slow loris), 945 nucleotides long. Its product is annotated as olfactory receptor 52B4-like. Lineage: Eukaryota; Metazoa; Chordata; Mammalia; Primates; Lorisidae. Gene Ontology annotation, biological process: G protein-coupled receptor signaling pathway. The record is from RefSeq and is a predicted model, not a curated record. The transcript has a single exon. Gene Ontology annotation, cellular component: membrane. Gene Ontology annotation, molecular function: olfactory receptor activity; G protein-coupled receptor activity. The coding region runs from base 1 to 945 and encodes 314 amino acids.
AUGGCAACUACCAACUUCACAGGUACCAGCCACUCACUCUUCAUUCUACUGGGCAUCCCUGGCUUGGAAGACCAGCAUACAUGGAUCUCUCUCCCCUUCUUUGUUUCCUACCUUGUUGCUGUCCUUGGGAAUAGCCUCCUUAUCUUCAUCAUCAUCACUGAACGCAGCUUCCAUGAACCCAUGUACCUCUUCCUCUGCAUACUGGCUGUGACUGACCUCAUCCUGUCCACUACCACUGUGCCCAAGGCCCUAGCCAUAUUCUGGUUCCAUGCUGGGGAAAUCUCCCUUGAUGGCUGUGUCACCCAAAUCUUCUUCAUCCAUGCGACCUUCAUUGCUGAAUCAGGAAUUCUGUUGGCAAUGGCAUUUGACCGUUAUGUGGCCAUCUGUAACCCACUGCACUAUACCACAGUGCUCAGUCAUGCAGUAAUCAUAAGAGUUGGCUUGGCCGUGGUCCUGAGAAGCUUCUGUGUGAUACUCCCAGAUGUGUUUCUGGUGAAGCGACUGCCUUUCUGCCACAGCAAUCUGCUGCCGCACACCUACUGUGAGCACAUGGCCGUGGCCAAGUUUGCUUGUGCCGAUAUUCGUGUCAAUGUUUGGUAUGGCUUGUCUGUCCUUCUCUCUACUGUGAUGCUAGAUGCCUUGUUCAUCUUAGUUUCCUACAGCCUCAUCCUCUACACAGUCUUCCAUCUCCCUUCCCGAGGAGCUCGACAAAAGGCUCUGGGCACAUGUGGUUCACACCUUGGGGUCAUUUCCAUGUUCUACUUGCCUGGCAUCUUUACUAUAAUCACCCAGAGGUUUGGGCACCAUGUGCCGCUCCAUACACACAUUCUUCUGGCCAAUGUCUGCAUGUUGGCUCCUCCCAUGCUGAACCCCAUCAUUUAUGGGAUCAAGACCAAGCAGAUCCGAGAACGAGUGCUCAGUAUUUUGUCUUCACAAUGGAAAUGA